AUGGUGAUGGUGCAUGGAGAUGACAGACGGUUGGUAAUGCCACCUAAAGUGGCAACUCUGCAGGCUAUUGUGAUUCCAGUGAUUUCUAGGAAUGCUGAUGCAGAAGCCAUAUUGGAGGCCUGCCGGAAAACUUUAGACACCUUGAAAAAAGCCGGUUUUCGUGUCAAGGCAGAUUUGAGUAGAAACCCUACACCUGGUCAGAAGUAUUGGCAUUGGGAGAUGAAGGGUGUUCCUCUGAGGAUUGAAAUAGGACAGAAAUCAAGUGCGGAGACGUUGGAUAGAAUUCAGCAAAACAUGUUUGAUGUUGCAAGGGAAAAACGAGAUGCUUGUAUCCAAGUUGCAAGGACAUGGGAGGAAUUUACGGAAGCUCUAAAGCAAAAGAAAAUGAUCUUGGCUCCUUGGUGUGACGAAAAGGAUGUGAAAAAACGAACCAAGGAUGAAGGUGAAAUGGGAGCAGCUAAGUCGCUCUGCACCCCAUUUGGGCAGCCUGAACUUGCUGAAGGGACACUUUGCUUUGCCUCUGGAAAGCCAGCAAGGAAGUGGACCUAUUGGGGAAGGACUUACUAG
Molecule: messenger RNA, 567 nt
Organism: Rosa chinensis
Lineage: Eukaryota; Viridiplantae; Streptophyta; Magnoliopsida; Rosales; Rosaceae
Product: proline--tRNA ligase, cytoplasmic
Exons: 2
Coding region: 1-567 (188 amino acids)
Biological process (GO): prolyl-tRNA aminoacylation
Cellular component (GO): aminoacyl-tRNA synthetase multienzyme complex; cytoplasm
Molecular function (GO): ATP binding; proline-tRNA ligase activity
Source: RefSeq, a predicted model, not a curated record